Messenger RNA from Plutella xylostella (diamondback moth), 1413 nucleotides. NCBI's taxonomy places the organism in Eukaryota, Metazoa, Arthropoda, Insecta, Lepidoptera, Plutellidae. The record is from RefSeq and is a predicted model, not a curated record.
AUGUGUGAACCGAAAGAAAGUAAAGUGAACUUGCCUGAUUAUACUGCGACUGACCUUCUAACAACGGUUUUCCAGAACUUCGUGCAAACGUUCUCCCGUCUGAUGCGGCGGCUGCGGUGGCUCGGCAUCCCGUGGGGCGGCGGGCUGGCCCAGCAAGGGGUUGCGCAGGCGCUGCUCGCCUCCAUCUUUAUUGGCAUCCUCAGCGCUGUUAACAGGCUGUUCGUGGCGGUUGACUUUGGAAAAAUAUUCCUAAGGGUGGCCGGUACAUCGAAGUACGCGAGCGCUUUCUUCGCCCUCCUGAUGAUCCGCCGGCUGAAGCGGUCGUGGCCCGCCCUGGCCGGCGCCUGGACCACGUCCAACCACACGCUGGGGGCCCUCAUCCUGCCUGACGCUGGACUCACGAGGACCAUCGUCAGAGUCGCUACAGGAUUCCUUGUGUUUGCCACAUAUCAAUAUACAACACUAUUUGGUGCAAUAAUAUUCGUUCAAAUGUUGUUGACUACACUAAUCUCCAACCUGCAAGAUUUCAUAGUCAUAGCGUUCAGUCUGGGACUCACUUCAAGGCAGAAGAAAAUUAACACCGUUCUCAAAUACCUGUGCAGUAGAUACUCAUAUCCAAAUAGUAUCGCUCUAGUAAGUACCAAAUAUACGACGCCAGUCCGCGUGACGGCCGGCAAGCACCUGAGCUGGCGCAAGGUGCGCGAGGUGUUCGUGCGUCACGCCGCCCUGGUGCAGGCCACGGACCGCGCGCUCGGCCCCUUAGUACUGCUGUCACUGUUCACCAACCUGCUCUACAUACUCAUGCUGGUGUUCUCCCUGAACUACAAGAACGACAAAUACGCGUUCACAUACAGCGUGUACGCGCUGGCGUGGCUGAGCGUGCGCUGCUUCUCGCUGCUCGUGGCCGCGUCCGACGUGCACGCGCGUUCUCGCGCCGGCGCCGACUACUUCAAGAACAUACAGACUACUAGCUACAAUACUGAGGUGCGUAGACUUCAGUUUCAGUUGAGCAAAAAUGAGAUUGCUCUUAGCGGAAUGGGAUUUUUUAAAUUGAAACGGAGUCUCAUAUUAAAAGUUCUAUCCGUGAUAAUAACGUAUGACUUGAUACUUCUCCAAUAUAACGACAACCUGUAGUAGCUGCCUACAACUUUGGACAAGUCCAAUUAAACACACUCAUCAUUUUAACUUAAAUAUAAGGAUCUCGGGGUGCUUAUCAUGAAAGCUCAGCUUGAUAAGGAAAGUAAUUAUAAAAGUUUCUACCUGAUCGUUAUCCAAUCUACGGGCCCGAGCUCUACUUUGAGUGUAUGUAUGGUACAGUAGUGUACUUACCUCAUGCAUGGAGCGACCUUAUUUCUUCAUAAGAGUAACUUAGUUUUCGUAAAAACGAAUACUUAAUGGAAUUAUUCAGCUACA